CACGGCCAGAGAGGAUGUGCGUGAGCGGUGGUCUUUUCAUCUCGCAGAAGCUCAGAGUCUGCUGGGUUUCAAUAUGAUUUUAAGAGGACUUUAGCGGGUUUUUUCUCCUUCUUUUCUUCCACCAGACAACCUCUGAACCCCGUGCUGGUUAAACCGACAAGAGAUGCGCCCAGAUAAACGCGGAUACAUUGUCCGGACACCGCGAGAGGAGGAGAGGAGCAUGUAACCGGGAGAAACACCGGCAGCGGCGGCGGCGGCGGCGGCACCACCUGACACUUCCCCCCCUCGCUCCUUAUUAACUCAGUAUUUGAGGCUUCUCGAUGUGUUGACUGAACUCUCGUCGUUGUUUUGGGUUUUAUCUUCAGCAAAAUGAGCGAGGAAGUGUCAGAGGUCCCCAAAGAGCUUCUGGAGAGUGUGAGGGAUGCACUGGGGAGGAAGGUGAAGCUGUCGCUGAGAAAGAGAGUCAAACUGGAGAUCAAAGGAGACAAGACGGAGAACAGAGUCCUGGCUCUCGCGUCUCACCGAGCUUACCUCUUGACGGCACGUAUUCCCACCAAGGUGGAACACUCCUUUAAUUAUCUGGAGAUCCAGGGGAUCGCUUGUAACAAGCCUACUCAGCUGCUGAUAGAGUACGAGCGUGGCUCCUUCUCUCUGAAGCUGCUCUCUUCAGAUGAGGUUAAUGAGGUCGUCGCUCACAUAGGAAACUGCCUGCUGAGGAUAUGUCCUGGUCUACCGCCUAGCAAAGUGAUGAAGAAGCUCUGCAUGGAGCCUCCAGACAGGCUGACCUCUCUGCAGACUCUGUGGGAGAGCAACAAGCCUGCUGAACCUGGACCCUGUGGUGGGUUUUCUCAGAUGUACAGAUGUGUUUGUGACUGGUUGGGGUUGCCUUACAGAGAAGAGGUGCAGUGGGAUGUAGACACCAUCUAUUUGACACAAGACACCAGAGAACUAAAUCUGCAGGACUUCAGCCAUCUGGAAAACAGGGAUCUGGUGGCCAUAAUAGCAGUCCUUGAGUUUAACCAGUGGUUCACCAAGCUCUCCACAAAGGACUACAAACUGUCUGCAGAUGUGUGUGAGCAGAUCCUCAGGGUGGUAUCUCGAUCCAGUCGACUGGAAGAGUUGGUUCUGGACAACGCAGGACUCAAAACUGAUUUUGCCCAGAAGCUAGCUGCUGCCCUGGCCCACAACCCCAGCUCAGGACUCACCAACAUUAAUCUUGCCAACAAUCCGCUGGAGGACAGAGGUAUCUCCUCCCUGGGUUCUCAGUUUGCCAAACUUCGAAUGGGACUAAAGCAUUUAAACUUUUCCAAAACCUCACUAUCACCCAAAGGGGUGAACAGCCUUUGCCAGUCACUGAGUGCCAACCCGUCCAUCCCCAGCAGCCUGGUCCAUCUGGACCUCUCAGGGAAUAUCCUCCGAGGAGACGACAUGCAGCAUUUCUGCCACUUCCUUGGUCAACCCAACAGCCUGGUAACCCUUGACCUCUCCAACACUGACUGCUCAUUGGACCAGGUUUGCUCUGCUCUGCUGCGAGGUUCGGUCCAACACCUCUCUGUUCUCAACGUGUCAAAGAGCGUCUUCCCUCACAGUAGGAAAGGCAAAGAGGUGCCGCCAUCAUUCAAGCAUUUCUUCAGCAGUGCCAUGUCUCUCAGCUCCAUCAACGUGUCAGGAACCAAGCUGCCACCAGAGGCCCUCAAGGCACUCCUGCUUGGUCUGGCCAGUAACCCCAAUCUGAAGGACGUAUCUCUAGACCUCAGCUGCUGCGAGCUUGGCCAUUGUCUGCGGUCAGGAGGUUCUCAGAUCCUUGAAGGUUGUAUUGCUGAGAUCCCAAACAUCUCCAGCCUAGAUAUCUCUGACAAUGGCCUGGACUCAGACCUGUCCACUCUGCUGGUGUGGUUGGCCAAGAACCGCUCCAUCAGACACCUCUCUCUGGGCAAGAACUUCAACAACAUAAAGUCAAAAAACCUCGCUCCGGUGCUGGACUGUCUGGUUCACAUGAUUCAAGAGGAGGAGUCGCCCCUCACCUCCUUGUCUCUAGCGGACUCCAAACUAAAGAGCGAUCUCACCAUCGUUCUCAACGCCCUCGGCAGCAACUCCUCGCUCACCAGACUCGACAUCAGCGGGAACGCCAUGGGCGACAUGGGAGCCAAGAUGCUGGCCAAGGCGCUGCAGAUCAACUCCAAACUCAGGACUGUGAUCUGGGAUAAAAACAACACCAGCCCUCAGGGUCUUCAGGAUGUAGCAGCCGCUCUGGAGAAGAACUUCACCAUUCGUUUCAUGCCCAUCCCCAUCAUCGAUGCCUCCCAGGCUCUGAAGGCCAGCCCUGAGAAAACAGAGGACGCCUUGCUGAAGAUUGAGAAUUACCUCUACAGGAACCAUGAGACCAGAAAAUACCUACAGGAACAGGCGUAUCGGCUACAGCAGGGCAUCGUGACCACAACCACACAACAGAUGAUUGACAGGAUUUGUGUGAAGGUGCAGGACCACCUGAACUCUCUGAGGAACUCAGAGACAGACACCAUCUUGGAGGACGUCAGGUCAGCAGAGAACCUCAUCAAAGAUGCCAGAAACUCAAAAACGCUGCUCCCUAAACUCUACCACCUUGGAUCAGCAUCCAGAGAGGAGGUGAACAGCUCGUCAGUGGGACCCAUCCAGGAGAAACUGGAGUCUAUGGCUGGGGAGGUGACAACUGUCAUGGACCAACAACUGCAGACUCUGUUGGAGUCCAUGGUAAACACAGCAGAGUCUCUGUGUCCCCAUGUGAUGAAGAAAAGUAAUCUUCGUCCAGAGCUGAUGAAGGCCAGCUCAGCCAAGGUGGUUGUACCCAAGAGCUUUGUCACCAAAACCCUCCUGGAGCAGUCUGGGGUGGAUAUUAUCAACAAGAUCAGUGAGGUGAAGCUGAGUCUAGCCUCCUUCCUGUCUGACCGCAUUGUUGAUGAGAUUUUGGAGGCUCUCUCCACUUCACAACACGCUCUGGCAGACCAUCUGGUACGUCGAGGUCGCCCCUUGGUGCAGCAGGAGUCUGUGGAUCUGGACGUCCCCGAGGAGAAGAUUCCUAAACGGGCAUCGACUGAAAUAUUGGAAGCUGAGAGGCUGGAGGAUCUGGAGACAUGCAUGACUUUGUGCUGCACCAGUAUGACUCCUAAAUCCAAGAGGAAAAGCAUCCACAGCAGAAUGCUUCGACCAGUGUCUCGUGCCUUUGAGAUGGAGUUUGACCUGGACAAGGCCCUGGAGGACGUGCCAAUCCAUGUGGAGGACACUUCAACUUCAUCUCAAACUCCGCCCACUCCAUCUCAGGUCCUGCCCAAACUGGAGCAACGUCCGCCAGGAACGAUGGUGGAGCUGCCGUCUGAGGAGGAAAAAAAGCUGCAGCACUUCACCAAACUACGACCCCGGAGAAACAAAAAAACACACUCCAGCAAAGUCCCUCAAAUCAACAGUGCUCCAUCUCAGGAUGGGGAGCAGAACGGCCUCAUGGGAAGGGUGGAUGAGGGUGUAGAUGAGUUCUUCUCUAAAAAAGUCACCAAGAUGGAUUCCAAACGCUCCCUGAAGAGUUCAGAGUCUCAAGAUGGAGAGAAAAAAAAGAGCAAAGGAGGAUUCCUCAACCUCAUCAAACGAUCCUCCAAAUCUGACAAAUCAGAUAAAUCUGACAAAUCAGAUAAGUCAGAGAAAAACCAGGCGACCCCUCUGUCCUCAUCCUCAGCCUCUGUAGGUUCAACGACAACUUCCACCAUCCCUGAGGAGCCCUCCUCACCUAAGGUGGCAGUGAAGAGCCCAGCACCUGAGUCAAAGUCAAGAGACGCCUCCAGCCGCUCACAGCCCACAGACUACAGCAGCAGCUCAGACCGAUCAGAAGAGCUGAGGACGCCGGACUCCAUAGAUGAGCCAUGGGAGGGUUCAGACGGCAGGGGCAGUCCACAGGGAGGGAGGCGGUACCCGGGAGUGCAGAUGAUGGGCAGCGGCCUCCUGGCAGAGAUGAAGGCCAAGCAGGAGAGGAGAGCACACAAGUCUUCCAGCCCCGAUAGACCUGACAGCAAUGCAACAGCAGCCAAGCCCACAACUCCAGAAAGCAGGUCUCCCAGUGGUUCCAUUAAUAAACCAGACACUGGUUCUCCAGAAAAGACCCUGUCGCGUGGUGAGACUAAGCCUGAACUGGUGCCUCGUCUCAGAGCUACUUCCUCCUCCAGUUCCCCCGGGGGACCAGUGAGUCCCAAACCGCCGGUGCCGCAGGGGGCGAAGCCGGCCCUGGCUGCCCGACCCACCAUCCCACAAAAGCCCAGGACCACCAGUAGCAGCAGGAGCAUAGAUGAGAGCCCAGAUUCCCCUAGCAUUGCUGGCAUCUCCCCUAAAGUCACAGGUCUCCCUCUCACACUGAAGAGGGGGUUGUCAGAGAAAGACAAGGAUGGCCAAACUAGUCUGCAGUCAGGAGGCUCUGCCAACAAAACCACUCAGGAAGGGAGGAUGGCGUCAGAUUCUGUUCAGCGACCCAGCCCUCUCCGUACCAACUCGGAGGAUCACGGCCCCUUCAAGUCCAAGGACCAAUCUCCAAACCCGGACAAGGACAAGGCAGCGGGCAAGAAGUCAUCGGACUCUGGGGAGGAGGCAGACAAAGACUUUAUUUUAAUAUGAGCGAGACAAAUUGACAACAAAAACUUGUUGACAAGACUCACUUGUUUUCCUUUAGAAAAGCAACUAAGGGGGAAUAUAAUCAAUAUGUUUUCAUUUAUGUUAGAGCUUGUACCUGCACUGUAGGUCCUGUCUGACCAUUAAGUACACAUAAUGUGUGGUUUGCAGGCAGGUUACCUGCUGUAGUAUCAGGUAACACACAGUUUCAAAUUCAGUUUAAUUUGAUGAUCUAAGAAGAUAUUGCUAGAUAUUAACACUGUGGGGAAUAUCCUCCAGGGAAUAUUUUCCAGUCAUGUCAUGUCUCCUAGUAAACCAAACUAAAUCUCCUUAGAGCUUCCUUCUCACACCCUUUUCUCUAGAACUGGUUUCAGCCUACUCUGCUGUCAGGUCAAAAUCUCAUGUCUGUAAAAGAAUAAACUUUUCAGGACUUGAAGAAAUAGGUCGUGGGAUGGAACUGAGUUUAAGUUUGUAAACCACUUUUUAAAAAAAAGAAGAGAUGUUGCUUUCAGGACUUUUUGUGCAAACGACAGCGAGAGAGAGAGACUGUGAACAAGUGUACAUUUAAAAUGACUCUGUAACUGAUAAGACUUACUAUUAUUUUGCAGUAGCUUGUCUCCCAGGGACCAAACACACACUAACAAUACCACUACCAAUGUACUGUACUUGAACUCAAGCAUAAAACUAGACCAGGACCAGGCAUUCUUUUCCCUCAAUAUAUUUGUAUGGAUUUUUCUAGAGGCUAUUUUCAGUAUGUGCAAGUUCCUUUUCUCCAGACUGAAUCAUUAUGCAAUUCAUCUUUUUUUUUUUUUACAGGAAAAUACAGGUUCAGCUGAGAAAAUCAGCACAAAAAUAAAUCAGUAAUACACAUUUGAUGUAGCUUGUCGGACAGUACUAAGGACUAAAUGGACUCAUCACUGAAGGACUGAAGGAUGGCUAUAGACUUUAUCAAACACCCCAACUGGACCCAAGUUUGGCUCAUGUGGGAGCAAAUCAGAGAGACCAUAUGAUGUGUUUGUGCUUUGCUAGGACUGUGGUACACUUUAACUUCCCUGACAACCAAUCAAUAAGGCUUCGGCACUGUUAACAAACACUAAACACUGUGGAAGAAACACAUUUAAAUUAUUUUUUACAUUUAGCUGCUGAGGUCUUUUUUUUCAUGAGACAUAUAUGAAUAUCCCCCCGAUGUGCUGAUGGUCCAAUGAAAACAAAGAACAUACUCAAAAAGAGGAAUAGCAAAGAGAAUCUGAAGAUAACGUGGGAGAUGCAGUCUUGUGAGCCCUAAAACACUCCUCUUCUUUUUGAGAAUUUUUCCUUCAGGACUUUCAGCUCACUUUCACAUUGUUCCAUGCAAGACAGGACACCUCUUCAAACUCACAGCAUUUCAAAACACAUUGCCUCUGUUAAGUAAUUGGGAAUACAGUGCCUGGAGUGAAAGUGAACUGAGGGUAGCUGUAGUUUGACCACAUGGACCUCUGGGCUGUUCUGUAUAUACCAUUUUAAGGACCUGAAUGCUUCACGACGACAACAACAACAGGUCUCAGGAUGAUUCCUCUCAUUUUUCUCUUUUAAGAGCAAGAAAUGCCCUUUUCACACUGCUACACAGUCUGCAAUCAGUUUCUUAAACAGAUCUUGACAAUUCCUCUUUUCAUUUACAACCUCUAGCUUUUUGGUUGAUACAGAAUCAGGCAAUUUUACUCAUGUUGCAUAUAUAAUUUGGGACAGAGGUUUGGCCUGUAAACUUUAAGUACACUCUUCACAUCUUUAUACUUCCGUAUAUUUUGUCCACUGUUCUAAUACUUACGCUUUUACAGCCAAACUACUAAGCAUUUGUGACAGAUGUAACACCCACACAGAGCAGCAGACUUCUUAUGCAUAACCAGUGUGAAAGGGGCACUGUAUUUUAUUGUACUGUACAAGAGUCAAAUUCAAGUCAGGGCCAAAGGUCUUACUGGUGCACCUUUUCCUAUGGUGUCUAUCAAUGUCUUUUUGUAGGAUUAUAAUUAGGUUUUAGCUUCUUUAUCACUAAUCAUGGCUUGGAAAUAACACUGUUCCUGCUGUAUAUAGUCAGUCAAUCUGUACUUGAUGUCAAUGGCCGCUUUGACUUUCAGUCUCAGUCACAAAAAUCAAACAUCACUUUUUUUGCGUGGGAGUGGUUCGAGGACACUGAGGAAAAAAAAAAAAAAACAGAACUUUGCAAUAUGUUCAAAGCAAACACAUGUGGCUGCGUGCUGUAUUCUGUUGGCAUUUUCAACCCUUUUCCUGAUGCAAGGGACUUAUCUCGACACUGUCCUCUAUUGUUUUUGCUUUCUGUGUAGGAAGCAGCUGGCUGUGUUUCUGUCAAGUUGUGCGAAAGAUGAUUUCCUGCUCAAUUCUGAAAAAUGAACAUUCACUUCUUUUGUUGGUGCACGGAGUGGAGAAAGUGAAAAUAUCCAGUAGCAUUGAGUCAAGACUCCUGAGUCUACAUGUGUGUGUGACUGCAUGAUGUGGCUGUGAGUCGUACUGUAUGUAUAUAUGUGCUUUCAUACAUGUAGGUGUAUGCGUGUGUAUAUAUGUAUGUGUAAUAUAUGCACAUGUAAUAUACACACUGUGGUAUAUUCACACGCCUACGUGACCACAGCAAAUCCUAUAUUGUUUUGGUACUAAGUACACUACUAUACUAGGGGUUUGUUUGUUUGUAACUUAUUUGGAAUAAAAAAAUGGCCGGUGAUCUCUUGAUCCUUUGUUGUUUUUCCUCUCACUUGUACAUUGUGUUCAUAAAUGUAGAAAUUAAUUCUUUGUAUGUAUUCAUUUGUUUUUGCAUAUAAUCAAUUCAAUGUUACUUUCUUCAUGAUUCAGAAAAAGAAUAAUCCAAAACAAUGACUGUUUUUUCUUGAGCUGGGAAAAAAAAAGCAUAAAUACUAAUGACAUAUUCGCUAAUUUUAUCGGCCUUCAUGACGUUAUUUGUUCCAUUUUGUCAUGGAUCAGUAUGUUUCACAAAGUCAUUCUGCCGGUGUUGGACAUUUCUUCAUGCAAAAUAUUAAGAAUGAUUAAAAUAAUUUUACAGUC
This is a messenger RNA of Seriola aureovittata, 7671 nucleotides long. RefSeq names its product F-actin-uncapping protein LRRC16A-like. The record is from RefSeq and is a predicted model, not a curated record. Gene Ontology annotation, cellular component: lamellipodium; plasma membrane. The coding region runs from base 370 to 4629 and encodes 1419 amino acids. Gene Ontology annotation, molecular function: protein binding. Lineage: Eukaryota; Metazoa; Chordata; Actinopteri; Carangiformes; Carangidae. The transcript is spliced from 40 exons. Gene Ontology annotation, biological process: cell migration; regulation of Arp2/3 complex-mediated actin nucleation.